AUGCCAAGCUCUAUCAUUGAUCAUUCUAGCGCCACAAAUGGGAAUGCUCCAUCAUGUUUGCCCGUUGACAACCCAGUCGAAUGCUUCUGGCAGAUGGAAGGCCAUGAGCUUAGCAAUUAUCGCUCAACAGAAGAGCUUCCAGAUCAUAGCGACAUUGUGAUUGUUGGUGCUGGAUACGCUGGCGUGGCCACUGCCUAUCACCUCGCUCAAGAACUUGGUGACUCGGCCCGGUCGAUCACAAUCCUGGAAGCCCGCUCAGCCUGUUCUGGCGCAACUGGUCGGAAUGGCGGCCAUUUACGACCUGAUCUGUACGGCCACAUUCCAACUUAUAUCGACCGGGCCGGAGCAAAGGCGGGAGCGGAGAUCGCGGAAUUUGAGAUUGCACAUGUGAAAGCGAUGAAGAAAUUCAUUGAGGAGGAAAGAAUCGACUGUGACUUUACCUUGACCAGAUCCUUUGAUGUCUGGUGCAACAAGGAAGCUGCACAGAAAGCGAAAGCGAUUUACGACCACAUGGUCUCAGAAAAAUUCGAUCAUAUGGAAGAUGUUGCAUUCUAUACCGGCGAUCAUGUCGAAGGGUUAUGUGGCGUCAAAGGCGCCGUGGCAUGCGCCUCCUACACAGCCGGAACGAUUUGGCCUUACAAAUUCAUCAUGCAUCUCAUUCGGAAGCUGAAUUCCAGCAAUAGAGUCAAUCUACAAACAAACACGCCAGUCUUAUCCAUCGAUGCAGACGAAAAUGGGGGUUACUCUAUCAAAAGUCCACGUGGCCAUAUGCAUGCUGAUCAAGUCAUCCAUGCGAACAAUGCAUACGUCUCUGGUCUUCUCCCUGAAUAUAAAAAGAACAUUGUUCCUUGUAAAGGAAUCUGCUGUCGCAUCACUGUCCCCGACGGAGUGAGAGCCCCGCUGCUCAACAACUCUUACAUUCAUCGGACUGAAGACAACGUACUUUCCUACCUGAUCCCUCGAGCCGAUGGAAGCAUCGUCGUUGGAGGAGCAGCUGCCAUUUUUAAAUCUUUCAGGGAUCAAUGGUACAACAAUGUUGACGACAGUGUCUUGAUUGAAGCUGCCAAGAAUUAUUAUUCCGGCUUUAUGCAACGCACUUUCAAUGGCUGGGAAAAUACAGGUGCCCGUGUUCAGAAGAUCUGGUCCGGUGUCAUGGGCUACUCUUACGACUCGAAUCCUCAUGUAGGCCAGGUUCCGGCCCGAGAAAAUCAGUUCAUUCUUGCUGGCUUCAAUGGUCACGGCAUGCCGGUCAUUUGGUUAGCAUCAAAAGAACUAGCCAAAAUGGUCGCUCGAGGAAUCUCGUUCGAGGAGACAAGUCUGCCCGGGCUUUUCAAAACGUCUCGUGAACGCAUUGAUCGAGCGCAGAAGAGUCGCGAGGAGGAUGGUGACAUUCUCGGCACUGGAAAUUCCCCGCGACGAAGCAAUGAAUCGCCUUUCACCAAGGAAGAUCUCAAGUCGACGGAACAUAAGAGACUCACAUGA
Molecule: messenger RNA, 1482 nt
Organism: Penicillium maclennaniae
Lineage: Eukaryota; Fungi; Ascomycota; Eurotiomycetes; Eurotiales; Aspergillaceae
Product: NAD(P)/FAD-dependent oxidoreductase
Exons: 2
Coding region: 1-1482 (493 amino acids)
Cellular component (GO): cytoplasm
Molecular function (GO): oxidoreductase activity
Source: RefSeq, a predicted model, not a curated record